AUGAUUCUUGUUGGACGAAGGAAAACGAGGAAAGUGAUGAAGCUUCGAGUGAUGUUGACAGCGAUAUCAGUGUUAAAUGUGAUCUUCAAUGUAACAUGGUUUAUUUGCAUUGUUAUUCACUAUUUGGUGAAUCUCGAAGAAGGGACUCUCAUUGAUGAUUUGGAUAAGGAAUUCAGUCAAAUUGUUUGGGAGAUUUUCGGGCAUCAAUGUGUAGAUUCUCUUUUGGCAGUGCAAUCGGUUUUCUUGCUUAGUUUAAGUAUGGAUCGAUAUUUAAACCUUUUCAUUGACUAUUCUCCAUACAUUGGUGGAUGUUCCUUGUGCCUCGCUCAAGUGCUCUCUUUGCCAGAUUAUGUGGCCUUCUUCUUCCCCAUCUCCUUUCAUUUGUCCUUUUAU
Molecule: messenger RNA, 393 nt
Organism: Mesorhabditis belari
Lineage: Eukaryota; Metazoa; Nematoda; Chromadorea; Rhabditida; Rhabditidae
Source: the annotation of a GenBank genome assembly